CACCUGUCUGAAGACGGCUUGUGAUGAAACAACACUGCCAUCAGGUGCUCACGAGUGGGACACCCAGAUUCUUACGCAAUCACACACCAGUUGAGGAUAAAAGUCACACCUACAGAAUGCUGUAGUCUGUCCAUAUCACUGACAUCUGGAAUGUGUUGAUUAGUUCCACACAAAACAGUCGAAAGGACGUUGAAGCUCAACUUUGCAUCAGUAUUUUCAGACUUCCACGUUGCAAAUGGACCACACAUUCAUUAUUUUCUGUACCAUACCGUGGAUGUCUGUUGUUAGACUUUCUUCGCCGUUCACUCAUUCCUGGGGAGUGGGUUCAUAGAAGUUGAAAUGUUUAUCCUUUUGCAUAUUGCCCCCCUUUCCUCACCCCUCCACUGGCACUACCGAGAAAUGGCAAUGUGCAAUAACUACCAGCAGUAGAUCUGAGAUCCUAUAACACUGUCCUCGAAUGGGUGUCAUCACUGCUUUCCCUCGUAACCAACUGUCUCCCACGAGUCUGCCAGCAUCCCCAAUUGGACUUGGGGGGCCCACAUGGUUUGGGGGAUGUUGGGAAACGCUUCCAGCAGACAGGAUUGCUCUUCACUUUCUACAGAUUGAUCCACAUCUCUAUCCUUCACGAGCAGAGAAGACAUCGCAUUCAUUUCUCAGCAGAAUAAGCCCCGCUCCCUAUCACAUGGAUAAACAGUCCACGGUGGUGUUUCGAAAUGUGGGACAGCUGUACUUCCCCCAAUCCAGAGUUGAGUGCCACUACAGUCUUACCGCUGAGCACCAGUGGAGCAGCGGGGACUGGAUAGGGAUUUUUGAGAUGGACUGUUCGUCAGUGAAGCAGUUCCACACGUACACGUGGGCUGUUGUUCCUGAAGGCUACACGAGGGGUUCAAGUGUCAACUGCUGUGCCCUUUUUCAGGCAUCGUACCUGCCCCGCCCCAGCGCUGUGGAGUAUCAGUUCAUAUACGUGGAUGCGAAGGGAGAGGUAUGUGCCCGAAGUCGCUCCUUCACCUUCCGUUCUCCCAAACCGCUGGAGGAGCUGGAGACCCUGAGAGAAGAGCAAGACGAGGAGGAUGGAGAGGAGGAGCUGCAGAUAGUCAUCCCCAGGGCUCAGCUGUUGCAGAGUCAGCUGGAGGAGUGCUUAAAAAAACAAGCCAAUCUACAGCAGGCUCUGGAUGAGGCAAAAGAGGAGAACGAGAACGAGAAAAAGAACAGCGACAAAGCAAAGGAGGAGUGGGAGCGUCACAGAGAAGCGAUGAAGGAGGAGCUCUCAGAGCUCACAGACAACAUGAGACUCAACUGUGAGAUGUUGAAGAAGAUGGAGGGAAAACACAAUGUGCAGGGAGGUCCUGCUUCCAGAUGUCUGAAUGUGAAAUAUAGUCAAGAAAAUCUGACGUAUGAACUGAGCCGACUCAUGGCUGAAAAAGCUGAGAGCCAGGAGCGAGUUCGAGACCUGGAGGAGACCAUAAAGGUCCUGAACGACAGGAAGAAAGAGGAAAACAGCGACCUGGAAAGGCUGAAGGAGAGAGUGAAGAAAAUGUCCAUUCAAAUGAACCAUGAUGAGGAAAAGAGAAAGUGUCUGCAGGUGGAGAACCAGUCUGUCCUGGCGGAGGUCCGGGGGCUGCAGGAGCGUCUGGAGGCCAGUGAGCAUGCAGCCGAGGGCCUGCGCAGGGAGCUGAGAGAGCUGGGAACCCGGCACGGCCAAACCAGCACUGAGCUGCAUCAGGCCCGGCUGCAAGCGGCCCAGCUAACCCUGCUGCUGUCUGAGGAGAACCUGGUCCUCAGGGAGGAGCGUGCCAACUGGGCUCUAGAGAGGGAGGCUUACAAACAUGCAGCAGAAAGGGAUUCCAAAAAGUUACAAGAACUGAGCUGUGAGGUGCAGAGGAAGGAGGAGUGGCUCCAGGAGGAGAGGACGGAGAGGGAGAAACUAGAAGUAAAGCUUGGGCAAGAGAGAGAUUGCAAUCAAGUGCUUAGGCGGGAGCUGCAGGAGCUGAAGGCCAGUGUGAAGACGGCCCAGAAAGAGAGAGAGGAGCAGCAGGUGGACAAACAGGACCCGAUGAACUACAUCCGGCAGUCAAAUGGUGAAAUUCCUACAUUCAGCUCUCCUGGCUCUUCCGCUGAGGAUGACGAAGAUGCCUCCUCAGCUUCCCCUAGUUCAAUCAGUUGGCCUGGCCGGUCCACUCAGCUGGAACAAGCCAAGCUCCUUUUGGCAGAGACACACAUCCAAAGCCAAGAGGACACAGCAGCCUCUGACUCACAGCGCUGUGAGCCCCCAGCUGCAGGAGGGAAGUUGCCGAUGCUUCUAGAACCUGUCGACCCCGUCCCGAGUGAGCUGGCCGACUCCCCCAUGUGGUAAACAAGAAGGAUAGACGACAAGCUGCUUGUUCACCCCUGCAAUCUUCAAGGUCAAUCUAUUGUUGUUUAGUAGCGGCCCGUGAAGAAGACCGCCUCCAGAACGGUCCUAUUUAUAGUCGAGCUUUUGACUCGUCAGUGUUUGUAUGUAGUUUGUAUACAAUUUGUAAGUGUCCUCAUUUGUGUUUAUUAUUACCGCAAAUGCUUAAGGAUUAAUGAAACUUUAAUUUUCAUAUGCAGAUGCCAGGUUUUCUAUAUUUUUAGCUAAUUAAAAUGUGAUCUGUUGUUUUGAGAAAAGCUUGGAGUUAAUAGCCUACAACUUGUUUUGUUGGCACAUCAGCCCAUAACCUCUGCAUGUGAGUGUGACUCCUGAAGCCUCAUCAAGUGUGGGUGGAGGCGUCUUACAUGCAAGUGUGAAAUAUAUACUGCUGCAGCACAGCGUCAGGCUGGUGGAAAAUCAAUGUUGAUUUACGAUACAUUUAUUAUUUGAUCUGGGCACGAGGUUCCUUAAUGAAAUGUGAUGUGGAAUACGUUGUCUUUUUUUAGCACAUUUCCAACUUGAGACUUUCCUUGUGAAGGUGUAAAGUGAACGCAAGAACACAACAACUGGAUGCUGAAAGGUUUUAGAACAAAAAGCGCUUUUAUCAAAAUACAAGAAAUACAAGAAUAAAAUAAGCAAAUAACAAGCAACAAAUAAGCAAAAAUCGAAAUGUAAAAACACACAGAUCAGCCCAGUUUUUGUUUUCUGUGUGUGUGUUUGCGUGUGUGUUUGGGUGUGUCAGCGCUAUUUUGCUAUUAAAGUCCAAUAAAAAUAAAAAUCGGAAUGUGUCUGAAUCCCUGAA
This is a messenger RNA of Gasterosteus aculeatus aculeatus (three-spined stickleback), 3191 nucleotides long. RefSeq names its product calcium-binding and coiled-coil domain-containing protein 1. The record is from RefSeq and is a predicted model, not a curated record. Lineage: Eukaryota; Metazoa; Chordata; Actinopteri; Perciformes; Gasterosteidae. Gene Ontology annotation, biological process: positive regulation of transcription by RNA polymerase II. Gene Ontology annotation, molecular function: transcription coactivator activity.